Lagopus leucura (white-tailed ptarmigan) is the source of this 1146-nucleotide messenger RNA. RefSeq names its product ISL LIM homeobox 2 (gene ISL2). Gene Ontology annotation, molecular function: DNA-binding transcription factor activity, RNA polymerase II-specific; cis-regulatory region sequence-specific DNA binding. The transcript has 6 exons. The record is from RefSeq and is a predicted model, not a curated record. NCBI's taxonomy places the organism in Eukaryota, Metazoa, Chordata, Aves, Galliformes, Phasianidae. Bases 1 to 1071 code for a protein of 356 amino acids. Gene Ontology annotation, biological process: axonogenesis; neuron fate specification; positive regulation of transcription by RNA polymerase II. Gene Ontology annotation, cellular component: nucleus.
AUGGUGGACAUCCUCCUGCCGCGGCCGCUCCCGAGCGCCAUGGGGGAGCCCGCCAAGAGACGGCCGGGGCUGGCGCUGUGCGCGGGCUGCGGGGGCCGCAUCCAGGACCCGUUUCUGCUGCGGGUGUCUCCGGAUCUGGAGUGGCACGUCGCCUGCCUCAAGUGCGCCGAGUGCGGGCAGCCGCUGGACGAGACCUGCACGUGCUUCCUGCGGGACGGCAAGGCCUACUGCAAGCGGGACUACGGCAGGCUCUUCGGCAUCAAGUGCGCACAGUGCCGGGCGGCCUUCAGCAGCAGCGACCUGGUGAUGCGCGCCCGCGACCACGUCUACCACCUGGAGUGCUUCCGUUGCGCCGCCUGCGGCCGCCAGCUGCUGCCCGGGGAUCAGUUCUGCCUCCGGGAGCGCGACCUGCUCUGCCGCGCCGACCACGGGCCGCCCACCGACGGCACCGCCGCCCGCGGACCCCGCAGCCCCGCGCCACCGCCCGCGCACCUCGCAGAGCCGGUGCCCGGACGGCCGCCCGGCCCGCGGCCGCAGUCGCACAAAGCGGCCGAGAAGACCACCCGCGUGAGGACGGUGCUGAACGAGAAGCAGCUGCACACGCUGCGGACCUGCUACGCCGCCAACCCGAGACCCGACGCCCUGAUGAAGGAGCAGCUGGUGGAGAUGACGGGGCUCAGCCCGCGCGUCAUCCGUGUCUGGUUCCAGAACAAGCGCUGCAAGGACAAGAAGAAGUCCAUCCUCAUGAAGCAGCUCCAGCAGCAGCAGCACAGCGACAAGACGAGCCUGCAGGGCCUCACCGGGACGCCACUGGUGGCCGGCAGCCCCGUCCGGCACGAGAGCGCCGUGCAGGGCAGCGCGGUGGAGGUGCAGACCUACCAGCCGCCCUGGAAGGCGCUCAGCGACUUCGCGCUGCAGAGCGACCUGGAGCCGCCCGCCGCCUUCCAGCAGCUGGUCUCGUUCUCCGAGUCCGGCUCUUUGGGCACGUCCUCCGGCAGCGACGUGACCUCGCUCUCCUCCCAGCUCCCCGACACUCCCAACAGCAUGGUGCCCAGCCCGGCCGAGACGUGAGGCCGUCCGGCUCCCGCCGCCGCGGGACCUCCGCAUGCCGCGCUCCCUGCAUGAGACACCCGGCCCCGCGCCGCG